Colossoma macropomum (tambaqui) is the source of this 2812-nucleotide messenger RNA. RefSeq names its product component of oligomeric golgi complex 5 (gene cog5). Lineage: Eukaryota; Metazoa; Chordata; Actinopteri; Characiformes; Serrasalmidae. The coding region runs from base 26 to 2464 and encodes 812 amino acids. Gene Ontology annotation, cellular component: COG complex. The record is from RefSeq and is a predicted model, not a curated record. The transcript has 22 exons. Gene Ontology annotation, biological process: intra-Golgi vesicle-mediated transport.
GUACGUCACGAAUGAGGUGGCAGCAAUGGAGGCUGGAGACGCAGAGUCAAGUAGAAAUUGUCUGUUAAAGGAGUUAAAGGACGAAUGUUAUGCGGAAUUCUUGGACGAAGAGUUCGAUGCGAAAACAUACACCGCGCACGUCAUUCAUCAUGCAGUCAUCGCCGAACAUCUCGCCAAACUCGCCCAAGGCAUUAGUCAGCUAGACAAAGAGCUUCACUGCCAGGUAGUGGCUAGGCAUGAGGAUCUACUGGCUCAGGCAACUGGAAUUGAGUCUCUUGAAGGUGUCCUUGAAAUGAUGCAGACAAGGAUCGCAGCACUGCAAAACACUGUGGACAGGAUAAGGACCAAAAUUGUUGAUCCCUAUAACAAGAUUGUGGUUCGGACUGCCCAGCUUGCACGACUACAGGUGGCCUGUGACCUGCUGAGGAGGAUAAUCCGUAUCCUGUAUCUGAGUAAGCGACUACAAGGUCAGCUUCAGGGGGGCAGCCGGGAACUGACCAAAGCUGCCCAGAGCCUCAACGAACUAGACUACUUGUCUCAGGGAGUGGAUCUGUCUGGGAUUGAUGUCAUUGAGAAUGACCUGCUGUUUAUCAGUCGAGUGCGUCUGGAGGUGGAGAACCAGGCUAAAAGAAUACUGGAGCAGGGCAUGGAGAUUCAGAACCCAUCUCAGGUGGGCACUGCGCUGCAGGUCUUCUAUAAUUUGGGCAGUCUGAGAGAGACUAUCAUCAGCGUGGUGGAAGGCUACAAGUCAUCUGUCCAGGAGAGCAUAACCAGUGCCCUUGACAUUAAAGUCCUCACUCAGCCUGCUAACACUAGAGGUGCUCCAGGUAGGGCUGUAAUACCUGUUCCAGGAAACACAGCUACCUUUCGUGCUGCUCUUUGGACCAACCUGGAGAAGCUGAUGGACCAUAUUUGUGCUGCUUGUAGUCAGGUGCAGCACCUUCAGAAGGUCCUGACCAAAAAGAGAGACCCUGUCACACACGUGUGUUUCAUUGAUGAGAUUGUCAAGGAUGGUCAUCCAGACAUCUUGUACAUUUUCUGGAACUCCAUCACUCAAAUGCUUUCUGUGGAACUCCAAAAAACCACAGAAGCCUCCACAUUCCUGAAACAGGCUCUGGAGGGAGAAUUCCCAAAGCUUCUGAGACUGUAUAAUGAAUUGUGGAAACGGCUGCAGCAGUACAGUGCCAACAUACAGGUGGCGCCAGUGGGCAGUGGCUCAGGGCUGGAAUUAGAUUUGACGACACCUGAGAAUGACAUUCAGGAUCUCUUCACAAGUACAAAACAGGAUUAUGAUCCAGAGAAAGCCCUAAAGAGCUCCCUGCAGCCGUAUGAAGCAGCCUACCUCUCCAAGUCACUCUCACGUCUGUUUGAUCCAAUCAACCUGGUCUUCCCUCAAGGGGGGUACAGUCCCCCUUCCAGUGAUGAGAUGGACAGUAUCAUCAAAACUAUUGCCAGUGAGCUGAAUGUAGCAUUAGUAGACCCUGGAUUGACUGUUGCUGUGGCCAAGAACGUCGCCAAGACAGUGCAGCUCUUCUGUGUGAAGUCUGAGCAGCUGCUCUGUACACAGGGUGAUGCCAGUCAGGUGAUUGGGCCUUUGACAGAGGGGCAGAGGAGGAAUGUAGCAGUGGUGAAUUCACUGUAUCAACUGCAGCAGGCUGUAUCUAAAGUGAUUUCUGGACUUGCGCUUCCUCUGGAUGCAGAGCGAGCACUCACAGCAUCUUUGGAGUCAGUGCAGGCUCUGAUGGGCAGUGCAGUCCAGCCGUUGUUGAUGUCCGUCACAGACUCCGUGGAAGCCAUUCUCAUUACUAUGCACCAGGAAGACUUCUCUGGUCCCCUCCCUGCAGGAGAUAAACCAGACAUGCCUUGCUCUCUGUAUAUGCGAGAGCUGCAGGGAUUUGUGGCCCGGGUUAUGAAUGACUACUUCCGCCCACUGCAGUGCCUGGACUUCCUUUAUGACAGCACAGAGGCCAUUGCCCAACGUGCCAUCACCCUGUUCAUUCGCCAUGCUUGCCUGCUGCGGCCACUUGGUGAGGGUGGAAAGAUGAGAUUGGCUGCUGACUUUGCCCAGAUGGAGCUGGCUGUUGCUCCUCUCUGCAGACGAGUAUCAGACCUGGGAAAAGCGUACCGCUUGCUGCGUUCGUUUAGGCCUCUUCUGUUUCAGACCAGUGAGCAUAUAGCCAGCAGUCAGACAGUGGGCGACCUGAUUCCAUACAGCACCAUACUACACUUCCUUUUCACUCGGGCCCCAGCUGAACUGAAAUCUCCUCACCAGAGAGUAGAGUGGUCUAUUGCGCGUUACUCUCAGUGGCUUGAUGAUCACCCCUCCGAGAAGGACCGCCUCACUCUGAUCAGGGGGGCUUUGGAGGCAUACGUGCAGUCUGUAAGAGCCAGACAAGGGAGGAAUUUUGCACCUGUCUAUCCUAUCAUGCUCCAGCUUCUGCAAAAGGCCACCAGUGGGACAUAGGAUUUUGAAGAAUAUCAAAUUAGCAAACAUAAUGAUGUCACUUGUUUUUUUUUUUUUCCUCUGAAAUUAUCUGAUGUUUUUCUAAACAGUGGUGCAAGGGGAAUUAUCUCUGUCCUUAAAGUUGUCCUCUUUAAAGUGUGUUCAUGUUUUUUAUUCCUCCUCCCUAAUAUAAAAUAGUAACAUUAGCUCUAGCAUACUGCUUUGACCAUAUUGACCAUAUUAUUUAGACAUAUGCCAUGCCUUUUCCUUGAGUCAGCAUUCUCUUCAGGUUUGAUGCAUCACGGCAGUCUGUUUGAAAUGUAUGAUGUUAAUAUGUAAAUGUUUAAUAAAAUACGUCUUCUGAGCACA